CAAACCCUGUAAUUGCCCUUUAAAUCAAGAUAGUAAACCUUUCGCUGUUUCUGAGCGGACUUGAGCUUUAAGACUACUUUAAGAAGGUACUUGGAUAACUAGCUAGAGGUCUGAAUUUCUACACCAGGCCUCAGAUAGAGUCAGACAGGGAGGAGGAAGUUCUGCUUUUCUGGGUUUUGCACCGAGAAAACCAGGACUAGGAAAACAGACAAAGUUAAGGGCUUGUCGGGGUUUCCAUUUUUUCAUCAAGGUACCUUCUAAAGAUCAGUCUCUCACCCCCAACCCCUAGUCUUAAUUUGCCCCCUUCACAUUGGUAGCUCGUGUAAAUGAACUUAAUGAGAAAAUUACGUUAGGUUUGAAGGUUCUUUAGGACUUUGUCUUGCGAAUAACCUGCAGAUUCAAACAGAAUUAUUUAAAAAAAAAAAAAGGCAGCGAUCCAAGCAGUUGAAUUGAAGGCAUUCUGGGGAAACCUGCCACUGAUUGUGAAAAUCAUCUUUGGUCUUGAAAUUAAAAGUAAAGCUGGAAAGGAAUUUACAAACGAGAAAAAAAAGAAGUUUGGGAUCGGACUCACAGGAUCUGGGCUUGGAAAUGCCUCAGCCCAGUGUAAGCGGGAUGGAUCCGCCUUUUGGGGACGCCUUUCGAAGCCACACAUUUUCGGAACAGACUCUGAUGAGCACAGAUCUCUUAGCAAACAGUUCAGAUCCAGAUUUCAUGUAUGAACUGGACAGAGAGAUGAACUACCAACAGAAUCCUAGAGACAACUUCCUUUCUUUGGAGGACUGCAAAGACAUUGAAAAUCUGGAGUCUUUCACAGAUGUCCUGGAUAAUGAGGGCGCUUUAACCUCAAACUGGGAACAGUGGGAUACAUACUGUGAAGAUUUAACGAAGUACACCAAACUAACCAGCUGUGACAUCUGGGGAACAAAAGAAGUGGAUUACUUGGGUCUCGAUGACUUUUCUAGCCCUUACCAAGAUGAAGAGGUCAUAAGUAAAACUCCAACUUUGGCCCAGCUUAAUAGCGAGGACUCCCAGUCUGUUUCUGAUUCCCUUUAUUACCCAGAUUCACUUUUCAGUGUCAAACAAAAUCCCUUGCCCUCUUCAUUCCCUGGUAAAAAGAUCGCAAGCAGAGCAGCUGCCCCCGUUUGUUCUUCUAAGACUCUUCAGGCUGAGGUCCCUUUGUCAGACUGUAUCCAGAAAGCAAGUAAACCCACGUCAAGCACACAAAUCAUGGUGAAGACCAACAUGUAUCACGCCGAGAAGGUGCACGUUCACGUUGAAUGUAAGGACUAUGUGAAAAAGGCAAAAGUAAAGAUCAGCCCCGUGCAGCCGCCGCAGCCGCAGCCGCAGCCGCAGAGCCGGCCGGCGUUGAGCCAGGCCCGCGCGGACGCAGCCACGGAGAACACCUGCGCCUGCGGGGUGGCUGCAAAGAGGCCAGAGAGGAAAGGCACGGAGCCGCUUCAGGGUCAGGCCACUCCAGCUUUGCCUUUUAAAGAAACCCAGGAACUAUUACUCAGCCCCCGGCCCCAGGAGGGGCCCGGGGCCGUGGCAGCAGGAGAGAGUGGCAGCCUGUCUGCCAGCACGUCGGUCUCAGAUUCAUCCCAGAAAAAAGAAGAGCACAAUUACUCCCUGUUUGUCUCCGACAACUUGGGGGACCAGCCAGCCAAGUGUAGUGCUGAGGAAGAAGAAGAGGACGAGGAGGACGCUGAGGACGAGGACCACGACGAGGGCUUUGGCAGCGAGCAUGAGCUGUCGGAGAACGAGGAGGAGGAGGAGGAGGAGGACGACGAGGAUGAGAAGGACGAUGACAUCAGCGACACUUUCUCGGAACCAGGUUAUGAAAAUGAUUCCGUGGAAGACUUGAAGGAGAUGACUUCAAUAUCCUCUCGGAAGAGAGGCAAGAGAAGGUACUUCUGGGAGUAUAGUGAACAACUCACACCGUCACAGCAAGAGAGGAUGCUAAGGCCGUCUGAAUGGAACCGAGACACCUUGCCAAGUAAUAUGUAUCAGAAAAAUGGCUUGCAUCAUGGAAAAUAUGCAGUAAAGAAGUCACGGAGAACUGACGUAGAAGACCUGACUCCAAAUCCCAAAAAGCUAUUGCAGAUAGGCAAUGAACUACGGAAACUGAAUAAGGUGAUCAGUGAUCUGACUCCAGUCAGUGAGCUUCCCUUAACAGCCCGACCAAGGUCAAGGAAGGAAAAAAAUAAGCUGGCUUCCAGGGCUUGUCGGUUAAAGAAAAAAGCCCAGUAUGAAGCUAAUAAAGUGAAAUUAUGGGGCCUCAACACAGAAUAUGAUAAUUUAUUGUUUGUAAUCAACUCCAUCAAGCAAGAGAUUGUAAACCGGGUACAGAGUCCAAGAGAGGAGAGAGGACCCAACAUGGGGCAGAAGCUUGAAAUCCUCAUUAAAGAUACUCUUGGUCUCCCAGUUGCUGGGCAAACCUCAGAAUUUGUUAACCAAGUGUUAGAGAAGACCGCAGAAGGCAAUCCCACCGGAGGCCUUGUAGGACUAAGGAUACCAUCAUCAAAAGUGUAAUCAGCCUCAUUGGGCCACUGGUCAGAAGUUUCUGAGUUUGUCAUGUUCUUCAUUGUAAAUUUUCAUUCUGUUUUGCAUGUCAGUUUAGCAUUAUGUAAACAUUUACAAUUAGGUUACAUUGUUUUAAGAACUAAGUAGCAUUAAGUGAAGCAUGACCCAAAGUAUUUGAUUAUUGCAUUUUCAGAGCAUAAACCAUGGUUACAACUGCUACUGGCAUCAGAAUUGAAACACAUUCGUUUAAGUAAAUGUUUAGAUACAGAGUGCAAAAAUCUGUUACAGCAAAACAUGUUGGAGGAGUGACGAUACUAGUAAAUGCCAAAUACUGUGGCAGGUUUAUGCUCUGAACCACAUACAAAAAAAUUGAGGAAGCAUUUUUUUUUAAAACAGUCAGUCUAGAUUGUUUUUAGAAUUAUUGCUUUUUGUUCUCAUUUUCCACAACCAUUAAUCUCACUUGUACAUGGCACAACCCAGCACUCACACCCGUGUGCCAUAUUAGAUGUUCAUUUUCUGAGCUCAAUAUGGUAUAUAUAAAUAUAUAUAUAAAUAUAUAUAUAAUGUCUGUGCAAGUAAGAAAAAAAAAGCAUAUUCUUUGUGCCUUGUAUUUUGGGGAAACUAUAAAACUGGUAAUAUUUUGUAUGAUGAAAACCCUAAUAAGGAUAAACAAGAUAUAUAGAUGGAAAAAUUAUGGGGUUUAAAUGUUUUUUUGUUCCAACUCUUUUUCAAAUUUUUGAAUGUAUAUAGGACUAUGUUGAAAUGUAGAUAUAUGCCACAGAGUCUGUGUAUUGUAUAAAAAACAAAACAAAAAAACAAACAAAAAAAGAUGGCUCUAGAAAACUCAUAUUUCGGUACUUGACCGGAAAAAGACAAAUACUUGCACAUUAUUGCGAUUGUUUUAUUUUUUGUACCAAAGACAAAUGCAACUGAUAUAUGGCAAACUGCCAGUCUAAGUAAAGUUUUGCACAGCUUACAUGAUACUGUAUGAAUGUAUGAAUAAAAGGAGAAAAAAAAAGAAAAGGUCAGGGUUAGGGAUCUUACUGAACUGUGAAUUUUAUUUCUGUUUGGGUCCAAUUAUCUACAGAAGGAGCAUCCACACAUACAAAUAUUAUUUUGCUGUUCCUCUAGUUCGCUUCCAUAGUAGAUAAGUUGGUGGCCAUUUAGGUGUCUGUAAAUCUUUUUAUUUCUGCACUUAUUGUAGGAAAUUUUAAUAUAUUUCAUUUUAGUAAGCUAUUGAUAAAAUAGUUUUUGACCUUGAAAUUUAAAAGUUUAUUUAGCUUAUUGUAGUAUACUUCCACCAAACAACCAAAAUACAGAUUAUUUUUAUUGUAUUAUGUAUGUAUAUAUAUGUAAAGACAGAGAAAAGCUAAAAAUAUCUAAUUCUUUAGUUGCCACUUUUCCAAUUGAUGUAUUAUUGUGCAUGUAAUAUUUUCAAAGAUCAACACAAGCUUAAAACAAAAACAAAAAAAUUUAUAGAUUUUUAUAUUUUUGUACAGGUAUUUUCAAACUAGCUUCUUCAAACCUACAUGUGACUUAUUUUUCUUCUAGUUUCUAGAACUGAGAAAUAUUAACACAUUUAGUUUUUAGGUGCUCUUUUUUGCUCACAUAAAACAGCUUCAUUAGUCAGUGUUUUAACUAUGUUAAAGCUUUACCUCUUGAUGAGAAAUUUCUUGUAUCAAGGCAGCAUUAUAAACCUUCCCCACAGAUUUUUUCCUCCUGUCUCUCUUACUGUUUUAUUCUCAAAUCUUGUGGUUUGAACUCUGAAAACUGGUGACUUAAAAACUAUAAUUAAAAAAAAAAAAAUCCUAUCUAGCCAGAAAAAAAUACCAAAAAUUUCAGACCUAGAUGCUGGGAAAAUAUCUGUUUCUCCAACUAUUUCUCCAUUACCCCUUGGAGAAUUUUUUCUUUAAUUGUAUUUUGUCUAUAUAGUGUAUUUCUUUUUCUUUUAACACAUUCUCCCCCCCCCCGCUCCCCAUUUGUAAGCGAUAGCCCAUGAAGCUAUCACUUACAAAGGUUUGAUUCUAACACACAGUUAGAAUCAAACAACUGAACAAUGCCUAUAUGCUUCUCUGACAUCGGGAUCUGAGAUGCACCAGAUUUCCUGGUGUGCUUGGUGGAAAUGUACCUGGUUAACGCAUUCACACUGAACAGAUGUAAGCUCAGAUCUGAUGGUUGAAUAGAAUGUAAGCUCAUUGUUUAAAGUUUUCAUUUUUAGGUGGGAGAAGGCAAAGCACAGGUUUGUAACUUGGAAUUAUAUGAGGUUUUGACAGUGUGUUUGGCAAAUUAAAACGUAUUCGAAAAUACGGCAGUUUUGCAAUCAGGUGAAAAUCACUUCACGAUAGAUUCAGCUGAUGAGGUUUAUAAAAUUGCCCCUUUCUAGCUGCUCUGUUAGGAAUUCUGGUUUUUGAUACUUUUUUCCUGUCUGCAAACCAGAAUUUGAUUUUUUGGUCUUGCAUUUCAAAAAAGACUUUGAAUCUGUUUAGUAGAUUACAUAUCCUUGCAUUUCAGUGUUUUAUAUGUACUACUUAAGUUAAAUAGUUAAAAGCUUUUAAAUAGUUGAGCUUUUUAAUGUUGACACUUUAUUUUGUACCUAUUUAUAUAUGUAUGUAUAUCUUAGAAAAGCACUUUGUUAAAAAAAAUUUGCAUUUUAUAUGAUUCCUGCCAUUUGCUGCUAAAUCUGGGCUGGUCAGAAUGCUGCAGCGAUACUUGAUCUAAAUAAAAACCUGGCGGUAAAAUGUAGAGUGAAAGUUAAAUCCUCUUGCUGUUUUAACUUUAUCAUAAAGAUGACAUAGGCAAGCUGUGCAGCUUUACAUUUUAACCAGGGGACUCUGUGGCAUUUAAAACCGUCUAGAAAUGGUUGUACUUUAAUGCCAGUAAUAAUCUGCUUCCUCUAUUGUCAUUAAAAUAUAUACGUUUAGUGUAUCACACAAGCAAAUCUUAUAAGGGUAAUGUAAAAAACCCCAACAAUUGUACAUGUUCUGUUUUUGAAAUUGUGGCAUGUAUUUUUGGGUGAAGAUCAUUAGAGAAGAGCUCUCUAAAGGUUUUCUGUGUUCAUACAUGGUAUACAGAUAGCUCAUAAUGAAGUCCAGAAUCUUACUUUAAGUGAAGGCAUUGUGAAUUCACCUCAAAUAAACCCCAUUGUUCCAAAAGCAAUUAUAUAAACGUUGACUCUAGUACUACUAUGACUUAAAAACAAAACAAAACAAAAAAGACAAAAAAACAAAAAACGUUCUUCCUCGUUUCAGAUACACUGGAUUCUUUAUAGAGUUUGUCUCCACAUGAAAGCAUGCUGUCCAGUUCUUGUUAAUAAGAUCUUGUCUGAGUUUUGAAUUGGGUGCCACACUUUUUCAGUCAAUAUGACCGCUUGUUCUACUGUACCAUGUAUGAUUCUUGUCCUUUCCUAGAUCCUUCAUGACACAUUAUGAUGUGGCUUUAUAUUGUGCCUUACUUGUACAUUAAAACAAAACGUCUUCAUUCUCUUCCACUUCCUAAAUCUUUCACUUUGACCUUUUUAGUAAGAGAAUCAGAGCUAUUAUAAAAACAUCAUGAAGGAUUUCAGAUGAGUCUGGUUUCAAGUUCCCUCUCUUUAUAGUUAUUUUAUGUUUGUAUGGAAGACCAGUUUUGAAUGGUCUUUGAAUAUGAGGGGGAAAGAGUAGCAGUAAUUUUACUACAUCCCUUUUUUUCUGAUGUUCAUGCAUUUGUCAGACAUCUUCUUUCUGAUGCUUGACUUUAUUUGCUCCUUAGCAAUAGUCUGCAUUUAAAGAGAUGUGUUCAGUUCAUCAACUUGAAAUUGACUAUUUCAUUUUUCCAGAAUUUUUUAGGAGAAGAGUACCCAUUUUGUUUGUUUUAUAAAACAGAUGACAAGUCUCUUUAAAAGAAACAGAAGUACAGUAAUUUUGAAACACAAUGCUGUUAGUUUGGAUUUCUUUUUUUAUAUAUAAUAUUCAUACAAUUAUCUGAUGUUUGCCUUCAUUAAUAAAGCUGUUAGUUUAUUCACCAAAA
Messenger RNA from Rhinolophus ferrumequinum (greater horseshoe bat), 6525 nucleotides. It is a transcript of the gene CREBRF, whose product is annotated as CREB3 regulatory factor. Bases 589 to 2529 code for a protein of 646 amino acids. Gene Ontology annotation, biological process: response to unfolded protein; regulation of transcription by RNA polymerase II. Gene Ontology annotation, cellular component: nucleus. The record is from RefSeq and is a predicted model, not a curated record. NCBI's taxonomy places the organism in Eukaryota, Metazoa, Chordata, Mammalia, Chiroptera, Rhinolophidae. The transcript has 9 exons. Gene Ontology annotation, molecular function: RNA polymerase II transcription regulatory region sequence-specific DNA binding; DNA-binding transcription factor activity, RNA polymerase II-specific.